Molecule: messenger RNA, 3780 nt
Organism: Cheilinus undulatus (humphead wrasse)
Lineage: Eukaryota; Metazoa; Chordata; Actinopteri; Labriformes; Labridae
Exons: 10
Coding region: 2121-2852 (243 amino acids)
Source: RefSeq, a predicted model, not a curated record
UUUGUAAAGGCGUAAAGACGUAGGCUUUUCCUCUAUCUUAACUACAUUAACUGUACACCCCCAUUGUUGAGAAAUUGUCCACCAUGGGCAGAUGGAAACUUUUGUUUGUUCUGCUGCUGGUGCUCGCGCUUUAUGUCGACAACCAAGCUGCUGUCAUAAAUCUUGAUAAAACCAUCGGUAGAGGACCAGACAUGACGCCGAUUUGCAGAAACUCAACUCAGUAUUUCAUCUCACUGAUUGUUUGCAAAAUCAGUACGGAGAUGAGCCAAGGGAAAGAGUGCCGUCUGUUAUAUCGACGUGGAUUUGACUUUGAGAACACAUGUGACUCCAGAUUUAGACUUUCCAAGGAAAAUCAGACUGUUUUUCUUCAUUUGACUGGUUUAACACCGAUGGAUAGUGGGAACUACUCAUGUGAGUGCUCACAACUCUUGGACACAACAAUUGUCCAUCUGAACAUCACUGUGAGAGGGGGUGAAGACACAAGCAACUCCACUCAUAUGCCCCCUGCUUUUUUCAUUAUUGGUGUACCGAUAAUAACGUUCAUCAUUGUAGCAGUGACAGGAGUUCUUCUGAGAUUCAUCCACAGAAAAAACAAACAUAGCCACAGAAGACAUCAGGAGCAACCACCAAGUCAACCAGUAAUGGAACUCACAGAAGACAUUGAGCCCUACGACACCUUCAUACAAAUAGAGAAUGCACUUUAUUCUGUCACCAUAACGCCCAGGACACAAAAUCACCAAAACUGUUAAGGACUUUUAUUGCUCUGACUAAUUUGAAAAUCAGACAGUAUUUUCUUGAUAAUUUUAAGGGUGAAGGAAAGUUGUCUUGCAUUCAAGUAAACGUGGCAUUGAUUAAAGAGAAGACCCUUUCAUUUCCGUAGCUGACUGUGAAUACGUGUGUUUUAUCAGCUAUGUUGGCUCGGCUUGAAGACUUCAAAGUACCCCCAAUGAUCUGACAUGUACACCAUAAUUUCCAUCGCAAACUUCCUGUCCUUACCAAAAUCUGCCUUGCGGCUUUCUUUGAGCCACCUCCGUGAUGUUGUGAACGCCUCUCAGCCUCCUUCGCAUUUCCGUCUCACUGUUAUCAACACAGAGAAGGCCCAACAGAAAGACUCACCAGCAUGAGCUUGUACAGUAGAUCUUAUUUUAAAGGCAGCUUCAGACUGUGGUUAUGCGUUGCAUGACAUAAUGGACAUGAAAACGGAUGCAACAGAUGGAGAGCCGCUGUUCUGAUACCAAGAAAGAACCAUUUUUGAUUCUAUGCAGUUGGAAACUCAGACUUUUAUUCUUGUUUUAUUGAGAGAAAAUGGCAUUUACUGUUGACCUAUUAUCAUUAAAUAAUAAAACAUCAAAUUGUAAAAUGUGAACAGUGCUUUUGGGGAAUGCUCUGCGAAUUUGCUGCUGUUUUAGAAGUCGUGUAGAGCUGUUUGUGGUGGUGGUUUCAACUGGUCCAAUUGGGAUGCCAAAGACCAAAGCUAAUGUGUAUUAAAGCCUGCUUUUCUGAGAACUUUAUUAUUUAUUGAGAAAUGUUGACAUUUUGACCUUAAAUGGAACAAAACGCAAGAUAAAUGUGUGAAUUUUGGUAGAUAGCUCUCUGGUUUUCAUGUUGGUUACACGUCUGACUAUAAAUGCAGUCUGCACAGGCAAAACCCAAAUAUGGAACUGAUUGUAGACAUUUCUUAGAAUAAUUGAUGUAAUGGGACACACCUAAGCAACGGUGUCACAUGUUCCAACACUUUAGGUCAUAUGAAAAUGGGUAGGUUCAAACAAAAGGUGCUGUCGUCUAAGUUCUGUAAUGAUCCAGAUGUUAAUACCUGGUUUAGUUUUUUCAGGCGCACAUAAAUGACCCGCUGAAGGAAGCUCUGUUACCCACUUUUAGGUCCUGACCCAUCAGUUGAGAACCACAGGUGUAUUUCUGUCUGUUUUCAUAACUAAACAUUCACCCACAGACUGCCUUAACUCCACAAUAGAGGAAGUCACAUCUUAUGCUUUAGCACACAUUACAUCAGCUCAUUCACUAAAGGUAUUCUGGGUAAAGGUAGCAGAAGGGGACGUGCAAACUUCUACUUUAUUUCUCUGCAGUACAGACAAAGAAGACUGCUGUUUAGACCUUAUGUGAUUAUGGAUCGUUGGAGGUUUGUUCUGCUUCUGUCGAUGUUUUCGUGUCUCAAAUCUGAAGUUAUGAUCGAGAAAACCAUUCGGAGAGAACCAGACACAACCCACAAAGACUCUGAAGUGAUAAAUGUAGCGAUCGUUGGGGAAGAACCAGAUUUAACGCCAAUAUGCUCCAGUGAUGCUUUGAACAUCAUCCUGUUUGUUGAUUGUAAGAUCAGAACAAACCAGGGAGAAGAAUGUGGUCUGCUGUAUAACAUUGGACAUGACUUUGUGCAAGAAUGUGCCUCAAAUUUCAGACUUAAGAAAGAAAGUCAGAGUGUUUUUCUCAGUUUGAGAAGUUUAACUGUGGAGGAUAGUGGGAGCAUCGUCUGUGAGUGUUCACGCACCGAUGGGAUGUACAUCCUGCAUCUUAAUGUCACGGCGGAAGUGCAGGCACACAUCAGUUCUCAGAAAGUCCUCCCCUGGGUUUUGGUCAUCAUUAUUAUAAUCGCCGGAGUUGCACUUGGAUAUCUUCUGAGAAAAAAGUACUGCAGAGUGAAUACAGAGUCAGGAGCAGCUGGACAACAUGGGGCUGAAACCCACCCACCCUUGAACUGCGAUGACUCCUAUGAAUCCCUGCGUCAACCAACACAUGACAUCUAUAAGACUAUCUCCAGAGUUCACUUUCAGCACGUUACCAAGAGCAACAACACAGUGACUAAGUCAGGAUGGGAAAUCUAUGAAAACUUUUCAAAUUAAGAAAACAGGAUUCAAAAUCAGGAUUUUACUACCAAUGUUAGUUUUGCAGACAAUAUGAUAAUUAUUUUCUUCAUUUGAUUUGUUAUUUGGUAGUAAAAUUCCUCAUCAGUUCCAUCUUUUGGUUCUUAUUUGGACAACUUGCAUACCUGUGUCUCUUGAUUACAUCCAGGAUUGACAUUUUUGUAUUUAAUCUGGCAUUUUCAGUUUUAUAACAUUUUGCACAAUGACCAAAACUGUAGAAAUCUGUAUCUUCAGGGUUUUCUUCCUUUAUGAACACAUGCUGCAUGUGAUUUCUUUGCUGUUCAUUCUAUUGUAGAUGUAGUGUGUUAAGAAGAGCUUUGUAACUGCUAUUUCUCAUAUCCCAAAAGCAUUUUACUCCUUGAAAAACCGAUCUUCCACUGUAGGACCCUUUUCAAAUAUUGCUGAGCUAUAACAAUAAUAAACACACACAUGAUUUACAAAUGUAUUUUUUCUCUUUAUUAGCAGUCACUGAUUUACAUAUUUCAUGGUAUGGCUGUUCUGGAUCCCCCUGCCCUUCAACAAGCCUACAUGGAAAGCAUCAAGAAGGAACAUCACACAUUCCUGCCUUUCCUGUGCCUACAAGGAAAGUCUGACACAGGCAGAGAAUCAGCAAAAAACCCCAGAACAGAGCAGGAAUCAGUGACACCUGAAUGACACUGAUUAAGUCAGGUGCAGAAUAAAGGAGGAGCUGGGGUGGAGGAGGGCUGCAAAGCGGUUUGUAGAGGGGAAAGCAAAGCGUAGCCAGGCUAGAGCAGUUUAAAUAAGGCAGCAUGAGUGCAAUAAGCCAAUUGCGUGCUUAGGUGGAAACAGCUGGCUGUCAGCUGAUGAGAGCUUGUGAGAUCAGCUGAUCUCAUUUAUAUGGCAGCGUUUGACUCCAUGGCCUGCCUGAACCAACACCUACACUCGG